Penicillium diatomitis is the source of this 1389-nucleotide messenger RNA. Its product is annotated as glycoside hydrolase family 76 protein. Gene Ontology annotation, biological process: fungal-type cell wall biogenesis; carbohydrate catabolic process. The transcript is spliced from 3 exons. Bases 1 to 1389 code for a protein of 462 amino acids. Gene Ontology annotation, molecular function: mannan endo-1,6-alpha-mannosidase activity. The record is from RefSeq and is a predicted model, not a curated record. Lineage: Eukaryota; Fungi; Ascomycota; Eurotiomycetes; Eurotiales; Aspergillaceae.
AUGAUCUGCUCACGCUGGCUAGCCACCCUGCUGGGUGGCUCGCUCGCCAUCCAGGGCACCCUGGCGGCGGUCACGGUCCAAGUGGACGAUGAAAACUCCCUUAAAACUGCCGCCAAGACGGUCGCAUCAGACAUGAUGGACUUUUACAAUUCCCGUGACUCGAAAGAUAUUCCCGGUAAAUUCGACGGCACUUGGUGGGAAGGUGGCUCCAUGUUCAUGACACUCAUUCAGUAUUGGUGGUUGACUGGGGAUUCGCAGUUCAAUGCGGCCAUCCAGGCGGGCAUGUACUGGCAAAAGGGUGACGACGACUUCUUCCCAAGCAACUACAGUCAGUACUUGGGCAACGACGAUCAAGUCUUCUGGGGUCUGGCCGCGAUCACCGCGGCCGAGGUGAAUUUCCCCGAGUUGUCGGGCCAGCCAUCCUGGGUAUCACUCGCGCAGGGUGUCUUCAACACCCAGGUGCCUCGCUGGGACACUAGCAGCUGCCACGGUGGGAUGCGCUGGCAGAUCUGGCCCUACCAAAGUGGUUACCUCACCAAGAACGCCAUCUCCAACGGUGGUCUCUUCCAAUUGGCGGCGCGUCUCGCCCUCUACACCAAGAACGCGACAUAUGCCGAAUGGGCCGAGCGCAUCUGGGACUGGAGUGCCACCACGCCCUUGCUGAAGCAGAAGAACUGGAAUAUUGCCGACUCCACCACCUGCGAGACUCAGUGUACUGACCAUGGCGAUUGGCAAUGGACCUAUAAUUACGCUACUUUCAUUACCGGUGCUGGGUACAUGCACAACUACACCAACGGAACCGCCACGAAAUGGAAAGAGGGCGUCCAAGGAUUGCUCGGCUCCUCCGAGCAAUUCUAUCCCACACAGGGCUACAACAAUGCGGGAGGCAACGUCUUGUCCGAAAUCACUUGUGAACCGAUCGACAAGUGUGAUCGCAAUCAGAAAACCUUUAAGGCCUAUUUCUCGAAUUGGCUAGCUUUGAUCACCACCAUUGUGCCGGGCACAUCGGACCUGAUCAUGCCCAAGCUGCGAACCUCGGCGCAGGCCGCCGUGGAAACUUGUACUGGAGGCUCCAACGGCAAUCUCUGCGGCACCAAGUGGUACAGCCGACAGACUGACCCCGCCAAUGAACUCGCUUUGGAGCAGGAGAUGUCAGUGUUGGGAGUGCUGAACGCCAACCUGAUCCGAUUCAAGAACCAAGCUCCUCUGUCGGCGGACAACGGUGGUACCUCGAAAAGUAACCCGAAUGCUGGUACCAACAGCACGAACCAGCAAGCGCCCAUUAUGAAUCAGGUCACGACGGGUGAUCGUGCCGGUGCUGGCAUCCUCACCUUUGUCUUCGUGACCGGCUGGGCAGUGGCGGUGACUUGGAUGAUCCGGGGCGGUUAG